AUGAAUUCCAAAAGCCUCUCAAAAACCCAUAUAAUCAAAGAUUAAAUGAAGAAUCAAUAAAUACCUUAUAAAUCGAUGGAACGUCUUUCGAUAUGUUAACCUUUCAGCAACAAUGAAUUUUUCAACCGAUAAAAAUUGUAUGAUGAUUUAUACAACACUAAUCAAUUCAAAUGUGAAAGCUUAAACUUUGUGACUACAGAGAAGGGAAUCAAACAAAGUAAGUAUAAGGACAUUGUUGAGUCAGCAAAAUUAAAAUAUGCUUAAUCACCAAAUAAUCUCAGAAACAAUAUAAUAUAAUUACAAUAAAACUCAAUUACAGACAUUGUAGAAUAAUUGAGAAAUCAAAAGAAAGCUAAUAAUGUCAAACUUAAAAAUAAUGCUAACAACCUUUAGAAAUUUUAGUAAUUAAAUCUGAAUUUCAUUUUGAUUAUAGCUAUUCCAUUAAUAUGUAGCUUGGUAGUACUUUUUGAAAUGACAAGAAUGGAAGGACAAAAUACAAAUUGA
This is a messenger RNA of Paramecium pentaurelia, 504 nucleotides long. Lineage: Eukaryota; Ciliophora; Oligohymenophorea; Peniculida; Parameciidae. The record is from the annotation of a GenBank genome assembly.